AUGGGAGUGAAUCGUCUUACUGCCCUUUUAACACGGUAUGCACCCGAUGCGUUGCGUCAAGUGCACGCCAAUCAUUUUGCGUAUCAGACCAUUGCCAUUGAUGCGAGUUGUCAUUUGAACAAGUUCAUGUAUGGAGAUGAACCGCACCCGUUUCGACAUAUCUAUGGGUUUUAUUUGUUGGCGCGUUUCUGCGAUAUGAAUAAAAUCAACCCCAUCUUUGUGUUUGACGGACCCAGCCGCAUCGCGGCCAAAAGACUGGAACAGACACGGAGAGAGAAAGGACGCCUUAAAGUCAACUAUUCACUAGUCUUUGAGCGUGAACGCAUGGCAAGGCUCGAUUCGUGGCAUGAAAUUGUCGAGCCCAACUUUGGCAAACUGUCUGAGGAAACCGCUGUCAACAUUCUGUCGCUGUUGGGAGAAACAUUGGACGAAUUAGAAGAGGAGCAGGUCCGAAGCGAACCUUUGGUGACAGCGGAAGCUGCUGCACCAGAGGAUGUUGUGGAGAUUGAUCAGGAAGUAGCGGAACGACAUACCCAGCUGGAAGACUGUCUUGUUCAUCUCGCCAACGACGUCAAUCGCGCUAUUUUGGAAGCCAAUGAUGCAGAUAAAUAUACCAGAACUGUGCGAGACUUGUCAGCGCAGGAACGCGAUGUUAUGGUCCGACUCAUUCGCACUCGGCUAAGCAACGUUAACAUCGCCUUGCAUGAUCUUCAACAAAAAAAUCGUCAAGCACUUUUAUCACUAGAAAAGCGAUCAAUUCGGAUUACACAGAAAAUGCGUGACGAAUGCCGACAUUUUCUAAAAACCCUGGGGUAUCCUUGUUUCACCUCAUUUCAUCACGAAGCCGAAGCCAUGUGUGCGAAAAUGGCCGUGGAGCACCGCACCACUGCGACCAUAUCGGAAGAUUUAGAUACCAUUGUGUUCGGUGAUGCGCCUUUGUUGCGGUAUUUCUUUGCCAAGGGAAGACCGAUCUUAGUAGUGGAUCCCGUGAAAGCACGACAACAGCUACAGCUGGAUCGAGAUGCGUUUAUCGAUAUGUGCAUUUUAUGCGGCACAGACUUUUCAGGCACCAUCCAGGGCAUCGGUCCUGUACGUGCGUUACAUUACAUGCAACAGUAUGGUUCCAUUGAGAAACUCCUCCAGCAUCUGCCACCCAAAUAUGUACCAGAAGAGGACUUUGAUUUUCAAUUAGCACGACAGACCUUCAAGGAAUUGCCGCCUAUACCGCCCGACUCGACGGCGUAUACGCCUGGUGUUUUGGAUCCAGCAGCUGCGCAACAUUUAUUGAGUAUCUACGAAAUUGAUCCCCAGGAAGUCGAAGAUCGAUUGAAUACCAUCCGUUUACAGCAACUUUCACAGAAUUACGGCGCUUGGGGACCAAACCCUUUCAAUGAUAUGGCCCCUUUUUGA
Radiomyces spectabilis is the source of this 1410-nucleotide messenger RNA. RefSeq names its product PIN domain-like protein. Lineage: Eukaryota; Fungi; Mucoromycota; Mucoromycetes; Mucorales; Radiomycetaceae. The record is from RefSeq and is a predicted model, not a curated record. The transcript is spliced from 4 exons. The coding region runs from base 1 to 1410 and encodes 469 amino acids. Gene Ontology annotation, molecular function: DNA binding; 5'-3' exonuclease activity; 5'-flap endonuclease activity.